Molecule: messenger RNA, 597 nt
Organism: Closterium sp. NIES-65
Lineage: Eukaryota; Viridiplantae; Streptophyta; Zygnematophyceae; Desmidiales; Closteriaceae
Source: the annotation of a GenBank genome assembly
AUGGCGCUCCGUCACGGCCCUCGAGGAGCAUCAGUGGAGCUAGGGCAAUCUAGGAGACCGGAUAUCUCGGCUGAUGCGGCGCUCGCCCUCGUCGCCCUCCUCGCGGCGUCCCUCCUCCCCGCCGCUCACGCACGCAAGGACGUGCUCAGCUCCCCGGACGACGCUUCCGCCACCACCUCCGCGCUGCCCGCGUUUGCCUCCACGGAUGCUGCCGUCUCCGCCGUCUCCGCCGCCGCUGCAGGUGGCGCGAGCGUCGCGGAGGCGAUCGCGGAUAUGAUUCAGCGUCAGGGCCCGCGGAUUCUUAAUGUUGAGUCUUAUAACGCGGAUGAGCCUCUCCCGGAGCACCUGAAGGACAUGGAGACGCACAGGCGCGAGCUUCAGUGGAAGCCCCCCCUUACUGAUAAUUGUGGCAGGACGACCCUGAGAAUUGCUCAGAAGUACGUGGGCGUUUGGUAUCAGAAGAACUACAUCUUCAAUCUAACCAUGCCGUGCGCUCGGGAGCUGCACUUUGCGAACGGGGAUACGUAUUUCAUGCCCGACGAGUUUGUGGGUACGGAGUGUACUCUUCCUAUUUUGUACGGUGUUCCUAAAAAAUAG